AUGAGCUUCGGCGGCGCGGACGCGCUGCUGGGCGCCCCGUUCGCGUCGCUGCACGGGGGCGGCAGCCUGCACUAUGCGCUGUCCCGCAAGGGCAGCACGCGCUCGGCGACCGGCUCCUCCAGCGGCUUCCACUCAUGGGCUCGGACCUCCGUGAGCUCCGUGUCCGCCUCACCCGGCCGCUUCCGCGGCGCCGGCGCCGCCUCGAGCACUGACUCGCUCGACACGCUGAGCAACGGGCCGGAGGGCUGCGUGGUGGCCGCGGCGGCUGCGCGCAGCGAGAAGGAGCAGCUGCAGGCGCUGAACGACCGCUUCGCCGGCUACAUCGACAAGGUGCGGCAGCUCGAGGCGCACAACCGCAGCCUGGAGGGCGAGGCGGCGGCGCUGCGGCAGCAGCAGGCCGGCCGCGCCGCCAUGGGCGAGCUGUACGAGCGCGAGGCGCGCGAGAUGCGCGGCGCCGUGCUGCGCCUGGGCGCGGCGCGCGGCCAGCUGCGCCUGGAGCGGGAGCACCUGCUGGAGGACAUCGCGCACGUGCGCCAGCGCCUGGACGACGAGGCCCGGCAGCGCGAGGAGGCCGAGGCGGCGGCCCGCGCGCUCUCCCGCUUUGCGCAGGAGGCCGAGGCGGCGCGGGCCGAGCUGCAGAAGAAGGCGCAGGCGCUGCAGGAGGAGUGCGGCUACCUGCGGCGCCACCACCAGGAGGAGGUGGGCGAGCUGCUCGGCCAGAUCCAGGGCUGCGGCGCCGCGCAGGCGCAGGCGCAGGCCGAGGCGCGCGACGCCCUCAAGUGCGACGUGACGUCGGCUCUGCGCGAGAUCCGCGCGCAGCUCGAAGGCCACGCGGUGCAGAGCACGCUGCAGUCCGAGGAGUGGUUCCGAGUGAGGCUGGACCGACUGUCGGAGGCAGCCAAGGUCAACACAGACGCCAUGCGCACCGCGCAGGAGGAGAUAACGGAGUACCGGCGUCAGCUGCAGGUCAGGACCACAGAGCUAGAGGCUCUGAAAAGCACCAAGGAGUCGCUGGAGAGGCAGCGCUCCGAGCUGGAGGACCGUCACCAGGCCGACAUUGCCUCCUACCAGGAAGCCAUUCAGCAGCUGGACAAUGAGCUGAGGAACACCAAGUGGGAGAUGGCAGCCCAGCUCCGGGAAUACCAAGACCUGCUCAACGUCAAGAUGGCCCUGGACAUCGAGAUUGCCGCUUACAGAAAACUCCUGGAAGGCGAAGAGUGUCGCAUUGGCUUUGGCCCCAUUCCUUUCUCCCUUCCAGAAGGACUCCCCCAAAUCCCUUCCACAUCCACUCACAUAAAGGUCAAAAGCGAAGAGAAGGUCAAGACGGUAGAAAAGUCAGAGAAGGAGACGGUGAUAGUGGAGGAGCAGAUGGAGGAGAUCCAGGUCACCGAAGAAGUGACUGAGGAGGAAGAGAAAGAGGCCAAAGAGGAAGAAGGGGGAGAGGAGGAAGAAGCCAAGUCUCCCACAGAAGGAGGGGCUGCAUCCCCGGAAGAGGAGGCCAAGUCCCCAGCCGAGGCCAAGUCCCCAGUGAAGGAAGAGGCCAAGUCUCCAGCCGAGGCCAAGUCCCCAGUGAAGGAAGAGGCCAAAUCCCCAGCCGAGGCCAAGUCCCCCGAGAAGGCCAAGUCCCCAGUGAAGGAAGAGGCCAAGUCUCCAGCUGAGGCCAAGUCCCCCGAGAAGGCCAAGUCCCCAGUGAAGGAGGAGGCCAAGUCCCCAUUGAAGGAGGAGGCCAAGUCCCCCGAGAAGGCCAAGUCCCCAGUGAAGGAAGAGGCCAAGUCCCCUGAGAAGGCCAAGUCCCCAUUGAAGGAGGAGGCCAAGUCCCCUGAGAAGGCCAAGUCCCCAGUGAAGGAGGAGGCCAAGUCCCCCGAGAAGGCCAAGUCCCCAGUGAAGGAAGAGGCUAAGUCUCCAGCUGAGGCCAAGUCCCCCGAGAAGGCCAAGUCCCCAGUGAAGGAAGAGGCCAAGUCUCCAGCUGAGGCCAAGUCCCCCGAGAAGGCCAAGUCUCCGGUGAAGGAGGAGGCCAAGUCCCCCGAGAAGGCCAAGUCCCCAGUGAAGGAGGAGGCCAAGUCCCCCGAGAAGGCCAAGUCCCCAGUGAAGGAGGAGGCCAAGUCCCCCGAGAAGGCCAAGUCCCCAGUGAAGGAGGAGGCCAAGUCCCCCGAGAAGGCCAAGUCCCCAGUGAAGGAGGAGGCCAAGUCCCCCGAGAAGGCCAAGUCCCCAGUGAAGGAGGAGGCCAAGUCCCCCGAGAAGGCCAAGUCCCCAGUGAAGGAGGAGGCCAAGUCCCCCGAGAAGGCCAAGUCCCCAGUGAAGGAGGAGGCCAAGUCCCCCGAGAAGGCCAAGUCCCCAGUGAAGGAGGAGGCCAAGUCCCCCGAGAAGGCCAAGUCCCCAAUGAAGGAGGAGGCCAAGUCUCCAGCUGAGGCCAAGUCCCCUGAGAAGGCCAAGUCCCCAGUGAAGGAGGAGGCCAAGUCCCCCGAGAAGGCCAAGUCCCCAGUGAAGGAGGAGGCCAAGUCCCCCGAGAAGGCCAAGUCCCCAGUGAAGGAGGAGGCCAAGUCCCCCGAGAAGGCCAAGUCCCCAGUGAAGGAGGAGGCCAAGUCUCCAGCUGAGGCCAAGUCCCCCGAGAAGGCCAAGUCUCCGGUGAAGGAGGAGGCCAAGUCCCCCGAGAAGGCCAAGUCCCCAGUGAAGGAGGAGGCCAAGUCCCCCGAGAAGGCCAAGUCUCCGGUGAAGGAGGAGGCCAAGUCCCCCGAGAAGGCCAAGUCCCCAGUGAAGGAGGAGGCCAAGUCCCCCGAGAAGGCCAAGUCCCCAGUGAAGGAGGAGGCCAAGUCCUCAGAGAAGGAGACCCCCAAGAAGGAGGAGGUUAAAGUCAAAGAGCCCCCAAAGAAGGUGGAGGAGACAGCCCCCACCCCACCGAAAGUGGAGAAGGACAGCAAGAAAGACGAGGCUGAAGAUAAGAAAACAGCAGCUCCUGCCAAGGUGGAGGGGAAGGAGGAGGCUAAACCCAAAGAGAAGACAGAGGUGGCCAAGAAGGAGCCGGAGGAUGCCAAGGCCAAAGAACCCAGCAAACCCACGGAGAAGGAGCCCGAGAAGCCAAAGAAGGAAGAGACACCUGCAGCACCCGUGAAGCAGGAUGCCAAGGAGGAGGCCAAGAAGCCCGAGGAGAAACCCAAGACGGAGGCCAAGGCCAAGGAGGAUGACAAGGCCCUCUCAAAAGAGCCCAGCAAACCCAAGACGGAGAAGGCGGAGAAAUCCUCCAGCACGGACCAGAAAGAUAGCAGGCCUCCGGAGAAAGCCACAGAAGACAAGGCCGCCAAGGGGGAGAAAUAGAGCGGGAAGAAGGGAAGUCCCAGAGCAGCCAAAGACUCGGGGGGAGGGUGGUCCUGGAACUCAAGGGCCGGUGUAAGGAAUUUUCCUUCCCUCCCUCCCUUUUCUUUAUGUAAGAAGAAACUCUGCUUAGACGACGGGCCCUCCUUUGCCAAACAGGAAUUUCUGUUAGCAACAUGUUAGCGAGAGGGCGCCGACACCCACACCCCAACCCUCCCUAGGCGAUGGACAAUUAUGUUAUGAUAGCUUAUGUAGCCGAAUGUGAUGUACGCCGAAUGCCACACGUAAACACUUGACGACACAAACUGCCCCACCUCCUUUCCAAAUAAGUGCAUUUAUUUCCUGUAUGUACAACUGACUGAUGACCGCAAUGACGAAUGAGCAGUUAGACAUGCAUUACGCUUGAGAUGUCUUAACCUAUUCCCGAAUGCCUUCUGUUUUCCUAACGAGUGGUCAAGCCCUCCCCCCAAGCUCUCCGUCCUGGAAGAGCUGGAGCAGGUGGGGCUGGGCUGUGGCCACCGAACCAAGCCAGGGCGCACUUUCCACUGGAGUUCACUUUCAAUUGCUUCUGUGCAAUAAAACCAAGUGCUUAUA
This is a messenger RNA of Lepus europaeus (European hare), 3903 nucleotides long. RefSeq names its product neurofilament heavy chain (gene NEFH). The record is from RefSeq and is a predicted model, not a curated record. NCBI's taxonomy places the organism in Eukaryota, Metazoa, Chordata, Mammalia, Lagomorpha, Leporidae. Gene Ontology annotation, cellular component: neurofilament; axon. Bases 1 to 3312 code for a protein of 1103 amino acids. Gene Ontology annotation, molecular function: structural constituent of postsynaptic intermediate filament cytoskeleton. Gene Ontology annotation, biological process: axon development. The transcript is spliced from 4 exons.